Molecule: messenger RNA, 498 nt
Organism: Trypanosoma cruzi
Lineage: Eukaryota; Euglenozoa; Kinetoplastea; Trypanosomatida; Trypanosomatidae
Product: cytochrome c oxidase VII, putative
Exons: 1
Coding region: 1-498 (165 amino acids)
Source: RefSeq, a predicted model, not a curated record
AUGCCACGGCCUUUUGGAGUUUGGGCGCCCGCCACGACCCUUGCGGAGUACCGGGCGCGUGUGCCGAAUCUCUCGGCAUUUUCAUUGAAGUGGAUAUACUCGGCAAAGCGGGAGGUGUACUACCAUCCCGAGGCACUUGCACAUUUCAAGGAUCACCAGCAGUACAAAGACGCCGUGGAUACCGUCAGGGCAAUGAGUGUUUCAGACAAGUUCUUUGGUGAGGGACAGAAGCUUCCGCGUCGUCCAGUGAUUAAAUUGAUGGGGGCAUUACUUGUUGAGGGCUUGUUGGUUUACGCUGUUAUUCGAUACUACUACGGUGUCUACGUGCCUGCCAACAACCCAACAUGGCGUAAGGUGGUGAAUAAGGAGUGGGAGGAGGCAAUUAACACAUCACCGUGGGAUCACAUGUCACAUGUCUGGCAGUACAGUGAUCAAUAUGCAGCUGUGAUGGGUGACACCGCCUCGCCAGGACCGCGGAAGUUUUAUAUCCCGGCCUAA